Molecule: messenger RNA, 3553 nt
Organism: Pomacea canaliculata
Lineage: Eukaryota; Metazoa; Mollusca; Gastropoda; Architaenioglossa; Ampullariidae
Product: dentin sialophosphoprotein-like
Exons: 6
Coding region: 450-2036 (528 amino acids)
Source: RefSeq, a predicted model, not a curated record
GUGUCGUGCUCGCGGGGCUGUCAGGACGCGGGACUUUCUGAUUCCUGGCGGCCAGGGUGGUCCUGCAGCCGCAGUCUCCACAACUUUUGAUGAAUAUUUACACAGCUGUCACUGUGUCCUGCGGCAACUGUCAAUAAGGAACAAGAAGGUCUACUUUGCACAACAGAAGGUUGUGAACAGAACUUGCUCGAUGGAAUCGAAGCGAAGUUUUAUUGGAACCAUUGUGUUCCUUGGCCUGUUGCUUGGGGUCAGAAGCCAGCAGCAGUGCACUCUGGGAGGCAAACCAGCCGCCCCUGUUGUGCAGGUGCCGCAGAGGGCAAAUCUCAGCCUGGAAUGCAGAUUUCCUGCCUUGGACCUUUGUCACGUGGUCAGCUUACUGGACAGACCCACGUGGUGCGGUUGUGCCAUCGGUACCUGCAAGAUUGUUUACUGUAAACUACAACCAAUGGAUGACAAAUCGUCUGAUUUUGCUGGACGUCACCAAUGAGGAUUCUGGGGUUUACAAAUGUGAGAUCAACCACAAGGGGCUGCAUCUCCAGCGUUUUACCAUCAUUCGUGUGGAAGACAUUGCGACACCCAUGAAUGAUCCUGGACCUCAGCGCGGGGACAUCUCCGUCAGAAGUGAUCCUGUUUUCCCGGAAGUUCGUGCAGUGAGAGCUGUCAGCAAGGAGGAUGAAGUUGAAUAUUCGAGCAGAAUAACCAAAGAAGACAACAGCGACGAACCUAACGGUUAUUUCUUUGCCGCCCUUGACCCUGACAACACUUUCAUGGGAGACGACCAGGAAAGCGAGGAUCUGGCUACGGACCCGAGGGACACCUCAAACACAGCGCGGAAACGAUCGAAGAGAAGUGACAAUGGAAGUGGUGAUGGAGCGGGCACUUCUGACUCAACAAACAAAAUCUUUUUGCCUAUUUCUUUAAUCACAUCCAGCCAGAGUGAGUCGACUCAUACCACCACUGAGGAGCAAUCGACAUCAUCUGAAACCCCUGUGACGAGCCCGUCGACAAAAUCUGAGCCUCUUACAGUCAGUAGCACCAAGACUGCGACUGACUAUCAACCCCCAGCAUCAAGCACGUUGUCGGAUUUUGUAACUCAUGCAGCUAGUAGCACCAUGACUACGACUUACCCUCAACGGUCCUCCUCUCAAACGUCAUCAGCCUCGCCUGCCUCAGAUAGCGCAGGUGGAAUGACUGACAAAUCGUCUGGCAAGUACAAUCCGUCGACCAAGGACUGCCAGCAGACCACGUUUGGGAGUCACGGGCUGCUGGCGUUCGCCAUCACUCUGGCCAUCGCCGUGCUGCUGCUGUACGCUCUGCUGCUCGUCAUCCUCGUGCCCAGGUGCUGCGGCAAGCGGCGGAAGCAGGCCACGUUGACCGGAGACGCGAUGGCUUCCCCUGCGGAGGAAAACGUGGCUCUGAUGGAGAAGAAGCACAAGAAGGUGGAGCCCAUGACCUCGGCCACGGGCCUUAAUGGCGAGUUCAUCACUGCGGUCGAUCUUGAUGCUGACCAGAACGACGAUGGCCAGAAAGCCAAGGACGAUGGUGCAGAGAAGAAGGAUGAUAAAGAAGGGGACAAAGAGAAAAAGGAUGAUAAAGAAGAGAGCACAGAGAAGUCUCCUGAAAGCUUCGUGUCGACCUUCCUGCUCGGUCGACUGAGCUCAAGCAAGCCAGAAGAGGGAGGCGACGCUGCAGCAGUACCUGGUGGUGAGGACGACGUCUUCGCGGGGAUCAGCGGAACAGGAAGUGACGUCAAGCAAACGUCCCCGCAGAGCACGCCGGGAGACUCAACGCCAGCCAAAGAACCCCAGGAAAGCGAGAAGAAAGAAGAGAAACUCGAAGUGGAUAAACCCAGCACACCAACAGAUGAAAACAAAACUGAAAUUAAGUUUGAGAACGAGAUCACAGAUUCUAGCGGGAGAGAGGCUGCUGGCAAGGAUGAAGGUGAGAGCCAGCAAGUCCAGGCCCAGCAGGUGUCUGAUAUUCAUGUGGAGGCCAACAAAAACGGAAAUAUCCAAGAUAUUCCUUUGCUUGUGUAGAGACGAUGAAAUGAAAGCACUUGUCACUUGGGUGUACCUGACAGUUGAACUGAGUUUUUUUCUUGGGCACACGACCUGAUAAACACAGUGACUGUCCCAUAGCCACAACCUCGGACACCCCUCGCUACCUGUCAGAGUCAAACUGGAUCAAGUCGGCUUCGCCUUUGAAUGCAGCUUUUAUAGCAGAAAAAAACUGCUUAUUUUAUUUUUAUUUAUUUUUUGUCGGACUUCGCCUACAUACAUAACAUCGUUCCAUCUAUUUAUACAUUCCGACACGUGCGCACAUUCUACCCAAGUGUGCACAGAUACGUGUAGUCUUUUUAUCUUCAUCUCUUAUAGUUAGUCUCUCCCUCCUUCUGCCUCAUUCUGCUUUACCUCCCCGACACUAAUCUUCAAUAAUCGUAAAGGACAUAGGGACCUAUGCCGCAGUCAACGAGUAAACAAUGUUAUUUCAUAAUUGUAUGGACGCACAAGGUUUCAUUAUGAUUAGCUUUACUUUAACAUUGUCUAAUUAUUUAAUCACAUGAAGUAGUAACCAAGACAGUUUGCAUGGAAAAUAAUGUAAGAAUGUGAGGUGAAGAGGGAAGUUGCUGACAGGACAUGAAGUUAUCUCUCUUUCAACACCAUCAAGAUUCAGUGUUUGUUUGUUUGGAUAUUCCUCUCCCCACAGGCAGUUCUUUGCUUGUUGUUUUUAGUCGGACAGUUUUCAUCUUUGAAUUUAAAAUGUUAUAUCCUUUUAUAGAAUUACAAGUUUAAACCUUUAUUUUGUUUCUCGUGUAAUUUUUUUAAAAUUGUUUUGUUUUUGUUUUUUGUUUUGUUUUUUUGUUUUUUUGUUUUGUUUUUGUUUCAAUAAUGAAGGGGCUUACUUUAUAUACCAAUGACAUUGCUCGAUUCUGCGAAUAUUUUAAUUUAACAUUUUAAUUUUAAAUGUAAGCAUUUUGUGUCUCGGGUUAUUUUCUUCUAUGCAUACCUUUUGUCAUAUUGAAUGUAUGUGGACCUGGUGCUAUAUAUUAUUAUGUUGCUUAGCCCUCGGACUUUGUUAAAAUGUUUGCUCUUCCUGUUCGACUUGAGUGAGCAUCUCAGUCUAAUGUGUAAACAUGUUGACAGUGGCACACUCUGGCAUUGCUGAUGGCACUCAGACUGCCUGACAAUCCACCCAUUGCCAUGUCAUAAAAUGUUCAGUAAGGAUGACAAGUACAGAAAUAAACUUCUUGUACGUUUGUUUCAAAACUAAUUAUUAUCCCUGUACAGAGAAAUGUUGGUGUGUUCAUAGAUCCCAAAAGACAAAUAUAAGGACAAACACUUUUAGGUACGAACCUUCAUGUGUUCAGUUCACAUUUCAUGUACAUUCAUCCACCCCCUUCACACACCAACUGAAUCCUAAUCAGGGGAGUCUGAUGGAAACUCUGUCUAGAUAACAGAAAGAUUUUUAAUAUUUAGCUAAUACAUGGCUCUUACCCUUGAUAAGUUUUCCUUUGCUUGGAAAAUUAGUAAAUAAAUUAUUUUGUUUACAAAUU